Messenger RNA from Penicillium brasilianum, 2334 nucleotides. NCBI's taxonomy places the organism in Eukaryota, Fungi, Ascomycota, Eurotiomycetes, Eurotiales, Aspergillaceae. The record is from the annotation of a GenBank genome assembly.
AUGUCUUCGAACAAUGAUAAACGAGCAAUUGAUGACAUUCAAGAGCUGCAUAACAUCGAGCUUUCACAUCAAUGGGAUCCAAAUCUGCCUCAAGAUACGCUCGACGAAAUCCACGAGGCAGUCAAGACUGGAGAUCACGAGAAAGCUGCCGAAAUUGACAAGUCCUUCGUACAAGACUCUCAGUAUGAGUCGGUCCGAGCGGCAGUUCGAAACACUGACGGUGGAGAACCCGCAAACACGGUGCGUGCAUGGAUCUUGGGAAUGUUCUUCACGACCAUUGGGAGUGGUUUGAACAUGUUCUUGAGUAUGAGGAGUCCUGCCAUCUCUUUCCCUGCUAUAGUUGUGCAAUUGCUUGUCUAUCCGAUGGGCUGUCUGUGGGCCAGGUAUAUGCCUACCCGGGUAUUCAAUACGUUCGGCGUGCGUUGGACUUUGAACACGGGCCCUUUCAACAUCAAGGAACAUACAGUGGUUACGCUUAUGGCAAAUGUCUCCAUUGGCUAUGCAUACUGCACAGAUGCACUACUCGCGCUCCAAGCGAAGCCAUUGUACAAUCGCCACAUGAGCUGGGGUUUCCAGCUUCUAUUCGCUCUGAGCAGCCAGGUCAUCGGAAUUUCACUCGCCGGAAUCUUUCGCCGAUUCUUGGUGUGGCCAGCUGCUAUGAUAUGGCCAGGUCAAUUUUCCAACACAGUCCUCUUCUAUGCUCUUCAUGAUAAGAGUAAAUCGGAUCCUGCACAGACAAAUGGCUGGACAAUUUCCCGGUACCGAUACUUUAUGUACGUCGUGGCCGGGGCAUUUGUCUGGUAUUGGAUACCUGGUGUUAUCUGGCAAGGACUGUCUGUUUUUGCAUUCAUUACCUGGAUCAAACCGAACAAUGUCGUUCUCAACCAACUCUUCGGAGGCUUUACUGGGCUGUCAUUGAUUCCCAUCACAUUUGAUUGGACCUACGUUUCUGCCUAUCUCCUUGAUCCUCUCCUCUCACCUGUGCACGCAAUCAUGAACACGUUCGUUGGCUUAGUCGUCUUUGUAUUGAUCACGACGAUUGGAAUUGCAUAUACUGGAGCCCUGUAUUCCGAAUAUCUCCCUAUCAACACAUCCUCAACCUUCGACAACACCCAGAACUCAUAUAACGUGAGCAAGAUUCUAGGUGCUGGUUUCACUUUCGACGAGGAAGCGUACAAAGCCUAUUCACCCAUGUUCCUCGCACCGACCUUUGCCUUGAAUUACGGACUUUCAUUUGCGGCUUUGACAGCUGCGAUUGUUCACGUUAUUCUUUUCCAUCGAAAGGAGAUUUGGCAUCGGUUCAAGGCUGCUCAAAACCAAGAACCGGAUAUCCACUUGACAUUGAUGAGAAAAUAUACGGAGGUACCCGAGUGGUGGUACGCCGUACUGUUUUUCGGCUCGGUUGCCCUGGGCUUGGGUGGUAUUCUUGGAUAUGAAUCUCAGCUUCCUUGGUGGGCGUUCUUCGUCUCUCUCAUUGUCGCAGCCGUGUUUAUUGUCCCUACUUGCAUGAUUCUCGGCAUAACCAACAUCCAACUUUCCCUCAAUGUUCUCUCGCCGUUCUUGGCUGGCUUCAUGAUCCCCGGGAAGCCAAUCGGAGUUAUGAUCUUCAAAGUCUUCAGUACCAUCACACUUGGACAAGCUCAAUCAUUCUGCGCAGAUCUCAAAAUUGCGCAUUACAUGAAGAUUCCACCCCGUGUCACUUUCAUGUGCCAGAUUGUUGCGACAAUUUGGGCUUGCUUCGUUCAAAUUGCGGUCAUGAACUGGACGUUGAAUAACAUCGAAGAUGUUUGCACCACUGAUCAACCUGCUCACUUUACUUGCCCCAACGGAAAGACAUUCUUUUCUUCCAGCAUCGUGUGGGGUGUAAUCGGACCAAACCGCAUGUUCGGACCCGACGCGAUCUAUAGACCGAUCCAGUAUUUCUGGUUGCUUGGAGCUCUCCUGCCCGUGGCAUUCUACGUCUUGAUGCGGCUUUUCCCACGUUCCAAGGCAAGACUGCUCAAUGCACCAGUUAUGCUUGGCGCAAUGGCAUGGUUACCUCCAGCCACGCCUUUGAGUUUCACAUCCUGGGUCAUGUUCGGGCUGAUUUUCAACUAUUGGAUUCAUCGUCGUUGGGGUGGCUGGUGGAGGAAUUAUAACUACAUUACAGCCGCAGGACUAGAUACGGGCCUGGUCCUGUCGACGAUUGUCAUCUUCUUUGCCAUCACGUUCCCCGGAGUUUCUGCCCCAAAUUGGUGGGGAAAUACUGCUCCUUUUGAAACCAUGGACUACCUCUACACUGCUGUUCGAAAGACAGUUGCUGAAGGGGAGAUUUUCGGGCCGUCCAGUUGGUAA